AAGCCGUAUUGAUGAAGAACAACAGCAUGGGAGCGAUUCAAUUUUGUUUACUAAUACUUGUUGUUGUUUCAACAGAAUCAACGGAAUCCGUAAAAUUUUCUGUGCGCCUUGUGAAUGGCACCAAACGUUCGGGUAUGGUUGAGCAACUUCUUGGAUCGACAUGGAAGUCAUUAUGUGGAGGUGUGUGUUGGACAGCCGAAAAUGCUCGUGUCACCUGCAAAGAAUUGGGAUUCCAAGGAGGAAGUCGGCCUUCCGAGGACAGGGGAAUUAUUGGUGAUGAUACUCCGGGAAGAUAUAAAUGCCAAGGAAACGAAAAUGUUUUACGCAAUUGUUAUCAGAUCAGCAGUUGCUCACCAACUCAAUGUAAAUACGGGGCUCAAGUCAUUUGCCAAGAUGCAGUUCGGCUAAUUGAUCACGAACCCUUCGGCAACAAAAGAAUCGAGUUUUUCAAACAAAAUUCAAAGAAAAAAUGGAAGUGGGGAGGUCUCUGUAGCAAAUGCUGGACAGGUACCAACUCCAAUGUUGUAUGUCACCAGUAUGGAUUAAGAUCCGGUGAGGUAAAGGAGACUGAAACCAUCAAGAAAAACCAAAAUAUAUGGCAUCAUGUCCAGUUUAAUUGCAGUGGUGAUGAGAAACACCUUUCCGAUUGUCCUAGAAGUAACCAGGAGUGUCAAAAUUGUGGAAAUGAUGAAGCCAUAAUUAACUGUAUUCAAAAAGAACCCAGUUACAACGAGAAAUGCGAUAACAAAACAGGCUGUAAAAACGGUUUGAUUUGUAAAGACAACGUCUGCAAAUGUGGAGACGACACUACUUCAUUUUGGAAUGUUGACCAAAUGAAAUGUACACAAAAACCCAGUUACAACGAGAAAUGCGAUAACAAAACAGGCUGUAAAAACGGUUUGAUUUGUAAAGACAACGUCUGCAAAUGUGGAGACGACACUACUUCAUUUUGGAAUGUUGACCAAAUGAAAUGUACACAAAAACACAGUUACAACGCGAAAUGCGAUAACAAAACAGUCUGUAAAAACGGUUUGAUUUGCAAAGACAACGUCUGCAAAUGUGGAGACGAAAGCACUUCAUUUUGGAAUGAUGACCAAAUGAUAUGUACAAAAAAACUGGAUUUCAACGAGACAUGUACAAACAGGACAGAAUGUAUGAGAGGUUUGAUCUGUGCUGUAAACAAUGUCUGCAGAUGUGAAAAUGAAACUACUUCAUAUUGGAAUACGGAUAAAAAUACAUGUACCGAGAAACAAAGUUACAACGAGAGAUGUGGUAAUCAGCUGAUUUGUCACAAUGGUCUGAUGUGCACAGAUGAUGUCUGCAAAUGUCAAAACGAAACCAGUUCAUUUUGGAAUGUUGACGAAAUGAAAUGUACAAAAAAACUGGAUUUCAACGAGACAUGUACAAACAGGACAGAAUGUAUGAGAGGUUUGAUCUGUGCUGUAAACAAUGUCUGCAGAUGUGAAAAUGAAACUACUUCAUAUUGGAAUACGGAUAAAAAUACAUGUACCGAGAAGCAAAGUAACAAUGUGACAUGUGGCAAUCAGCCGAUUUGUCUCAAUGGUUCGAUAUGCAAAGAUGAUGUCUGCAAAUGUGAAAACGAAACCAGUUUGGUUUGGAAUGUUGACGAAAGGAAAUGUACAAAAAAACUGGAUUUCAACGAGACAUGUACAAUCAGGACAGAAUGUAUGAGAGGUUUGAUAUGUGCUGUAAACAAUGUCUGCAGAUGUGAAAAUGAAACUUCUUCAUAUUGGAAUACGGAUAAAGAUGCAUGUACCGAGAGAUCGAGUCUCGGCGAAAACUGUACGCUAUACAUGUUCGCAAGCUGUAAAGACACUUUGGAAUGUAAAGAGGACGACAUCCUAGGUGCUGUUUGUCGAAAAAAGAAUGAGGACGUGUCAAGUGGGAAGAUUGAUGGCGACAGGGAAAAUCAAGUACUUUGGCCAAUUUUUGUUGGAGUGUCCAUUGCCGUCCUGUUCAUCAUACUGAUUGUCGCAGUUGUAGUUCGUUGGUUUAAGAAGAAAAGAAGAAACGCUUCGAAAUACGAACAGGAUGUAUCCUAUCACCAUCGGCAGCCUUUGGACUACAGCGAGCCUGUUCUUAAUUUAUCCGAUGAAAAUUUGAAUGAAAACCAAGAAAACAACGCCAGCGAAGACGGUCUUUAUAGCCUAGCGCAGAGUAACAUCAUUGUCUCAGUACCCGCACCAACAACAACGAAAAUGACUAAAACCGAUGAAUAUGGUUACGGUGUUCUUGGGGGGAGGAUCUUGGAAAAUGAUGAUGACGGACUGUACUCACAUUCCAAGCAAUGGACCAACACUGGGGAAUACGAUAUGUUUGUCAGGAAAGACAGCGACACUGAUGUGAACAAUUUAUAUGAUCAUACUCGAGGAAUUCAACAGGAAAAUCUGUAUGAUGAAUUUAAAUGAAAAUACCAUCGACAACAUUAAAAAAACUAUAUUAAAAGUGAUA
This is a messenger RNA of Pecten maximus, 2472 nucleotides long. Its product is annotated as antigen WC1.1-like. The transcript has 16 exons. The coding region runs from base 12 to 2429 and encodes 805 amino acids. Gene Ontology annotation, cellular component: membrane. Lineage: Eukaryota; Metazoa; Mollusca; Bivalvia; Pectinida; Pectinidae. The record is from RefSeq and is a predicted model, not a curated record.